AUGCUCACUAUUGCGCAUAUCAUCUACAUGUUUCCACUGCGAUCGUGGUACUUUGUCAGCUUCAUCUUGGGUGGAAUAUGCGAAACAUUUGGAUACUAUGGCAGGAGUCUGUGUCACAAAAAUAUUGCCAGCAUCGGUCCUUGGAUACUGCAAAAUAUUCUUAUCCUUGGCGCCCCGACUUUCCUCGCAGCUACCGUCUACAUGACCCUUGCACGAAUUACCAUCGCUCUGGGCGCAGAGGAGCACUCGAUGAUCAGACCACAGUGGUUGACCAAAAUAUACGUCCUAAUCGACGUCAUCUGCUUUCUCAGUCAAUUUGCCGGCGCAGGUAUUCAAGCUUCGGGGGAGCAACAAGUCAUCGCAAUUGGAAACAAAGUCAUUUUUGGAGGCCUCAUAUUCCAAAUUAUAGGAUUUGGCUUCUUCCUUUACAUGGCUUGGCGCAUCUCGACCCGUUUCGGGCAGAGUCAAAAAAGUUACUCGAGCAGCAACCGUUACCUGCAAAGCGGAUGGAAAAAACAUUUCCGAGCUUUGUAUGCAGUUAGCUCGCUACUAAUCGUCCGGAAUUUGGUGCGUGCGGUUGAGUAUGCGCAACAGGUGAACAGUUCGGGGGUUACGUAUGCUUCAAGAAAUGCUGAUGGGAUCCUCGAAUACCAUGGACAACCACACAAGGGGACAAUCGGGGACAAAGAAAUAUUCCUCUAUCUAUUUGAUGCUGUAAUGAUGUGCUUGGUGUCCUUAAUCUUUCUCAUCAUUCAUCCGGGAAAGCUCAUGAAGAUGGCUCGUAUUACAAAAGGGGAAAAGUUAUCGUCGACGGAAAUGGAGGCCUUGACAGAAUGA
Molecule: messenger RNA, 837 nt
Organism: Sclerotinia borealis F-4128
Lineage: Eukaryota; Fungi; Ascomycota; Leotiomycetes; Helotiales; Sclerotiniaceae
Source: the annotation of a GenBank genome assembly